CGAGCCAGUCGGGAGCGCGCGAGACCCGGGGAGCCUGGGACCCGGAGCGAGAGCUGCCACCUGCAGCCGCCGCCCACCGACGGCAGCCACCAUGGCGCUCCUGCUGCGCUUCGUGCUCCUGUGCGGAGUCGCGGAUUUCACCAGAAGUUUGAGUAUCACUACUCCUGAACAGAUGAUUGAAAAAGCCAGAGGGGAAACUGCCUAUCUGCCAUGCAAAUUUACACUUAGUCCUGAAGACCAGGGACCACUGGACAUCGAGUGGCUGAUAUCACCAGCUGAUAAUCAGGUGGUGGAUCAAGUGAUUAUUUUAUAUUCUGGAGACAAAAUGUAUGAUGACUACUAUCCAGAUCUGAAAGGACGAGUGCAUUUUACAAGUAAUGAUCUCAAAUCUGGUGAUGCAUCAAUAAAUGUAACGAAUUUACAGCUCUCAGAUAUUGGCACAUAUCAGUGCAAAGUGAAAAAAGCUCCUGGUGUUGCAAAUAAGAAGUUUCAGCUGGUAGUUCUUGUUAAGCCUUCAGGUACAAGAUGUUAUGUUGAUGGAUCAGAAGAAAUUGGAAAUGACUUUAAACUAAAAUGUGAACCAAAAGAAGGUUCACUUCCAUUACAGUAUGAAUGGCAAAAAUUGUCUGACUCACAGAAAUUGCCCACUUCAUGGUUAUCAGAAAUGGCUUCAUCUAUUAUAUCUGUAAAAAAUGCCUCUUCUGAGUACUCUGGGACAUACAGCUGUACAGUCAGAAACAGAGUGGGCUCUGAUCAGUGCCUGUUGCGUUUAAACGUUGUUCCUCCUUCAAAUAAAGCUGGACUAAUUGCAGGAGCCAUUAUAGGAAUUUUGCUUGCUCUGGUGCUCAUUGGUCUUAUCAUCUUUUGCUGUCAUAAAAAGCGCAGAGAAGAAAAAUAUGAAAAGGAAGUUCAUCAUGAUAUCAGGGAAGAUGUGCCACCUCCAAAGAGCCGUACGUCCACUGCCAGAAGCUAUAUAGGCAGUAAUCAUUCAUCCCUGGGAUCCAUGUCUCCUUCCAACAUGGAAGGAUAUUCCAAGACUCAGUAUAACCAAGUACCAAGUGAAGACUUUGAACGCACUCCUCAGAGUCCCACUCUCCCACCAGCUAAGGUAGCUGCCCCUAAUCUAAGUCGAAUGGGAGCGGUUCCUGUGAUGAUUCCAGCACAGACCAAGGAUGGGUCUAUAGUAUAGAACCUCCGUAUGUCUCAUCUGUGCUCUCCAUGUUUCUUUCCUUUUUUUUUUUUUUUUUUUUUUUUUUUUGAUAUAUGAAAACCUAUUCUGGUCUAAAUUUUGUUACUAGCCUCAAAAUAUAUAUAUAAAAAAACAGGAACUGUAAGAAAUAUAUUUUUAAAAAUUUUUCUUUGGUUAUAUUGAAAUAGUUACAGGCAUUAAAGUUAGUAAAGACAAGUUUACCAUCUGAAAAAGCUGGAUUUUCUUUAAGAGAUUAAUUUUCAAGAUUUCUGAAUAUUAGUACCUAAGUAAAUGUAGCACUUUGAUUAUGAAAUCAUAGGUGAAGAAAUUGGUUAACUUACUUGCAUAUCAAGUUGAUACUUGAAUAACCAUCUGAAAGUGGUACUUUAUAAUUUUUACCAUUAUUUUUAGGAUGUGUAUCUCAUUUAUUUAUGUCCCAGCAGUCUCCCCCAAAUUAGUAAGAUAACAUCCAUAACGAAAUUACUUAUGUAUGUGUGUGCUUGUUUUUGUAGUUCCUUUGAAAACUCUAAAUAUGUUUGGAAUAAAACACAGAAAACUACAGUGGUUUAGAAAUUACUAGUUUUACUUUUAAGUCAUUCAUAAACCUUGUCUAUGAAAUGAUUUCUUAAAUAUUUAGUUGAUAGACUGCUACAGGCAAUAGGGACUUAGCAAGCUCUUUUAUAUGCUAAAGGAUCAUCUAUCAGAUUGAGUUGGAUGGAACGUUUGCUGUCAGCCCCAUAGGAGAUGACAUUAGGUGCAAUAGCAGGGAUAGAUUUUGUUGGUGAGUGAUCCCAUGCCUUGAGAUCUGUGGUGGUCUUCAAAAUGGUGGCCAACCAGAUCGAAGAUGUAGUAUUUCAUAGUUCCCAACUAAAGAACUGGCUUUCCACUUUAGGUGAUAUUUUUCUUAUUGGAAAAAUACUAUAAUUUAUUGAUCAUUUGACAAUUAUAGAUUGAAAUUUCCUAAUUUAUUCUAAAUUUUAAGUGGUUCUUCGGUUUCCGUGCUUUACGUUGUUUGUUGUUGUUUUUGGAUGGUGUUACAUAUUAUGUGUUCUAGAAACAUAAUCCUAAAUUUACUUCCUUGAAUACAAUCCCUGGACAAUAUUUUUAUCAUAAAUGCAGAAUAAUCAAAUACAUUUUAAGCAAGUAAGGGUCCUCCAUCAAUUCUGUAUUCCAGGCUUGGGAGGAUGUCCAGUUGCCGUUGUGUGACCAAACAUGUCUUUGUAUAGUUUCAGCAAACCAAGUCGAGCUUCGAAAAAGUUUGAGUCUUAGUUUUGUGAAAGUGAUUUAUUCUUCAAAAAAAAAAAAAAAAAAAAAAGAUGAUAAGAAAGAAAAAAGAGUAAAGGGAAUACUCCUACCUGCCAAAUGUGUUAAAUAGCAUUUUAGGAGAAGAAAGUGGAUUUAUUGUAUUUCCCUUAAGAUUGUGAGGGAGUGUGGAUAUAGUAGAAUGAGCCAACAGUUUCUUUAUAAUAAAUACGGUCUGCAAUAAAUUAUUUCACUAGCUCUAAAACCUUUCCCUAGAUUUUAGUAGGGAGUUGGUUUCUGUUAAUAUCUUUGGGUGCUGUGGUGGUAAAUGCUACAUUAUAAACGGUGGCAUGUAUUUACAAUUAGAGUAUUGUGUGUACACUUUUUAAUGGGAAACUUAAGCUGAAUGUGUAAUGAUUUGUGUAUACUUUACAUAUUUGGAAGCAUUUUAAAAGUAGGUUUUAACCUUACAUAAAAUUGCUUUUAUACUUAUGUUAACAUAUUCAUCUGUGCCUUUUGGGUGAUUUAAUUUCUAUUAUGAAUUUCUGGUGCCUAUGAGCUAGCUAUCACCUACCUGAAAGGUGCUUAGAGGUGAAGGUACUGUUUUUAAAAACACAUCACUGUGACACCUUUCUAUCCUCACAUUUUCAAGCUUGCCCCUUUUUCUGUUCUUUGUGGAUGUAACUUAAAUGAUUGUGUUAUUCAUAAAGAUUUAGAAAUUUCAAUAUCUCCAACACUCUGGCUAUGUUUCUGAUUUUAUAACAGUAGCUAUUUUUGAAUGUCAGAUGUUUGACCUGACCGGUUUUAUAUAAAUAAAGUUUAUUUUAAAAUACUAUAAAAAUAAGUCAACAGAACAUAAAUGAUGAAGUUUUGGUUCUUCCUAUUCCUGACUUUCAUAUAAUGAACAUAACCUAUUGAUCUAAGUAGAAGUUAUCAUAGAAAGUGGACAUGUAUAGCCGGCACCAUGGCUCACGCCUAUAAUCCCAGCACUUUGGGAGGCCAAGGUGGGCGGAUCACAAGGUCAGGAGUUCAAUGCCAGCCUGUCCAAUAUGGUGAAACUCCCAUCUCUACUAAAAAAAAAUACACACACACACACACACACACACACACAUAAAUUAGCCGGGCGUGGUGGUGCGUGCCCGUAAUCCCAGCCACUCGGGAGGCUAAGGCAGGAGAAUCACUUGAAGCUGGGAGGUGGAGGUUGCAGUGAGCUGAGAUCACACCACUGCACUCCAGCUAGGGUAACAGAGCAAGACUCUGUCUCAAAAAAUUAAAAAAAAAAAAAAAAAAAAAAAGACUUUCCUUCUUUUUUAUUUUUUUAUUAAGAAUACAUGAAGAACAAGAUUUUCUUCCCUUAUACUUCAUAUUUGAGAGGACAUUGUUUUAUAGGCUUAUGUCUCACCAUAAAAUUCUGUCAGCCAAAUAGUACUGCUAAAUUUUCAAGUUGUUCUCAUGGGCAAUUUCAGUUGAACCAGAGAUCAAAUAUUUGCUCCCAAAUUACUAUUGGUAAUCAAGUAGUUGAAUAAAAAAUUACUAAAGCAUUUCAGUUAAAUAGCCAAAUAACAUCAGUCAAGGACAGUACUGCAUCUUAACAGCAAAGCCAUUUGGUUCUACUUUGUGACUGAGAGACUUGAUACCAACUCUUUAGGUUACGCAGGUUAAUUUGAAGAGAAAUGUUACUGUAGAAUGUAUAGUUCCGUACUUCUUUCUUUUUAAGAGAUGAGAUUUCACUAUGUUGCCCAGGCUGGUCUCAAAUUGCCAGACUCAAGAGAUCCUCCUGCCUCAGCCUCCCAAAGUGCUGAGAUUACAGGUGUGAGCCACAGCAUCCAGCCAGUUCUGUACUUCGAAUAUGGAGUGGUUUACAACUGUUUUUCCUACUGGCAAUCUUAGCUAAUAUUACUCCCUUAUUACAGAGCCUCUCACUCCCCCAACUCCCCAAAAGUCUGUUAUUCAUUACAGUAACCAAUUAUUCUGGACAAAUUGCUUCCUUUUAAUUUGAGCUAUCUGCCAUGGACUUUCUAAAAUGGAAACACGGCCUCAGUGUAUCUUAGGGAGAGUUUGAAAAAAUCCAAAUCACAUGGCCGGGCACAGUGGUUCAAGCCUGUAAUCCCAGCACUUUGGGAGGCCAAGGCGGGUGGAUCACAAGGUCAAGAGAUCGAGACCAUCCUGGUCAACAUGGUGAAACUCCGUCUCUAAUAAAAAAUACAAAAAAUUAGCUGGGCAUGGUGGCGCAUGCCUGUAAUCCCAGCUACUCAGGAGGCUGAGGCAGGAGAAUUGCCUGAACCCAGCAGGCGGAGGUUGCAGUGAGCCGAGAUCACUGUGAGCCGAGAUCGCGCCAUUGCACUCCAGCCUGGGUAACAAGAGAGAAACUCCGUCUCAAAAAAAAAAAAAAAAAAAAUCCAAAUAGAUUAGGGAUAUAAAGAGAUAACCUGAUUUUUAUUAGAAAGAUAAUUUUUAAAUUUAAGAGUUAAUCUUGGAAAUUUGGAACAAGUAAAGGGGCAAGUAAACAUUUUGAUUAAAUAUUAAAGGAACUCAUUGCAUGAAGUUGACUAUCAAAUUCUGUGAUGUGUGGCUUCUUAAAAAUAUUCUCAGUGUCUUUUGUGUGUGUGCAGCAUGUACAUUUGAUGUUAUGUGAGUGUUAUGAGUUUUUUCUUCUAAUUUUCACUUCAGCAGUGUUUAGGGCUUUCAGAUGCCUUAUUCCAGUGUGAACAGAAAAAGUCCAUAUUUUAUGUGGUUAAUGCUUUGAUGUGUCACAUAAAGGGUAGUUUGUAGAAAAUGUUGGCACAAUUUUAACUUCUUAGUGGCUUGUGGCAUUAUAUAUUAUAUAUAUGUACAUAUAUCUUUAUAGCAUUCCUGUGUUUAGUAGUGUAAAUGUUCUGGGCAAGUUUUAAUAUAUUGAAUGCCUUUGGAUAUUCCAGCAAUAAAGGCAUUAUGUUCUGCAAUAGGAUUUCUUACUCAUUUGCCUAUUUUAACACUAAAAUAGGCCAUAACUGAGCACAAAUUCCUUUUAUAAACGUUAGAUAAGCAGGGAAAAAUAAUAAACAAAUUUGUGAAUUGUGGUUCUGUUUAUUUAUCUUUAGGGAAGGCCAAUCAUUUAUCUUAACAGCAGAGAAUACCAGCCUCUUAUUCAUUAAAAUCAAAUUUUAUAAAUUAUUUUAUAAUCUAAGAAUACAGUGCACAUCAGUUGGGUUUGGUUUUGGUCAUCAACACUAAAAGUUCCAUCAAAGAAGAACUUUAUGUUUUCCGCUAACUUAUUUAAUGACUCAAGUUUUAAGAGAACCACAAUUCAUUGAUUCACUUAUUUUUGUCCCUAACUAUGAAUUUUAGUGAUAAAUACACUUGUACUACUGAGAAAAAUAUUUUGACACUUCAUGUGUGCAAAGUAUAGAAUUGAUAGUGUCAGUUUCAGAUUUUGUAUUUACGAUUUCUGGCUUAUAUAUCCAAUGGUGCAGAUUAUAAAAUUUGUAAGAACAAAAUUUGUUAAGAAAAACAACUUGCUCUAGUUUUGUGACCUUGUGUACUUUUGAAAUAAAAUCAAGAAAGCAGU
Molecule: messenger RNA, 5978 nt
Organism: Callithrix jacchus (white-tufted-ear marmoset)
Lineage: Eukaryota; Metazoa; Chordata; Mammalia; Primates; Cebidae
Gene: CXADR
Product: CXADR cell adhesion molecule
Biological process (GO): homotypic cell-cell adhesion
Cellular component (GO): intercalated disc; basolateral plasma membrane; bicellular tight junction
Molecular function (GO): cell adhesion molecule binding
Source: RefSeq, a predicted model, not a curated record